Messenger RNA from Biomphalaria glabrata, 4366 nucleotides. Its product is annotated as ATP-binding cassette sub-family E member 1-like. Gene Ontology annotation, biological process: translational initiation; translational termination; ribosomal subunit export from nucleus. The record is from RefSeq and is a predicted model, not a curated record. NCBI's taxonomy places the organism in Eukaryota, Metazoa, Mollusca, Gastropoda, Planorbidae. Gene Ontology annotation, molecular function: ribosomal small subunit binding; ATP hydrolysis activity; ATP binding. The transcript has 16 exons. The coding region runs from base 187 to 2019 and encodes 610 amino acids.
UAUUCUCUAGCGAUUGAUAAAUCUAUUUAUAGAAUAGGGUGUUAUUGCACAAAGGUAUGAAAGACGUGCUGUACCAGUUAAAGUCUACAUAACUGUAAUAUAACAAUCUAUUACAUUGACAGUUAGACCUUCAGUGAGUCAAAUUGUAAAUUUACUCCGUUCUUUAAGUCAAAAACUAUAAACAAAAUGGCGUCAGGGAGAGGCAGACGACAGGAAGAAGAAAGCGACAAAAUCACCAGGAUCGCCAUUGUGGACAAAGAUAAAUGUAAACCUAAAAAAUGUCGCCAGGAAUGUCGAAAUUUUUGUCCAGUUGUCAGAAUAGGUAAACACUGUAUUGAGGUGACACCAGACAAUAAAAUUGCCUCUAUCUCAGAGACGCUUUGCAUUGGCUGUGGAAUUUGUCCAAAGAAGUGUCCGCUAGAGGCGCUGAGUGUUAUUAACCUACCCAGCAAUCUGAAGAAAGACACCACGCAUCGAUACAGCGCAAACUCAUUCAAAUUACAUAGAUUGCCUACGCCACGCCCUGGGGUCGUUCUUGGUUUAGUUGGCACCAACGGUAUUGGGAAAUCGACGGCCUUGAAAAUUCUGUCAGGAAAACUUAAGCCCAACCUCGGUCGAUAUGACGACCCCCCUGACUGGGCGGAGAUUAUUGACGGUUUCCGAGGUUCAGAACUUCAUAAUUUUUUCAACAAAAUCGUGGAAGACGAUUUGAAGGCGUUGAUAAAACCGCAGUACGUUGACCAGAUUCCCAAAGUUGUAAAGGGAACAGUCAGAGAGUUAAUGGAUUCCAAAAACACUUCCAACAGAUUGAGUGAAAUUUGCGAACAAUUAGAUCUGGUCCAUUUACUAGACAAGAACAUAGAAGACUUAUCCGGUGGAGAACUGCAGAGGUUUGCUAUCGCCAUGGUGUGUGUCCAGACAGCUGACAUCUAUAUAUUUGAUGAGCCGUCCAGCUAUUUGGACGUCAAGCAAAGACUGAAAGCUGCCAAGGCCAUACGGAGCCUGAUCCAUCCGGACAAGUACGUCAUAGUUGUGGAACACGACUUGUCCGUGCUGGACUAUUUGUCCGAUUACAUCUGUUGCUUGUACGGAGUGCCCGGAGCUUACGGAGUCGUGACAUUGCCUUCAGGAGUCAGGAACGGUAUCAACAUCUUCCUGGAUGGCUACAUCCCGACCGAAAAUCUGAGAUUCCGGGAAACAGCCUUGACCUUCAAAGUGUCAGAGAAAGCAACAGACGAGGAGCGCAAACGAUUCUGUCGCUACGACUAUCCCGCCAUGACGAAACAACUUGGAAAUUUUCAGCUCCUUGUGGAGCCAGGGGAGUUUACUGACUCGGAAAUCAUCGUAAUGAUGGGAGAAAACGGAACCGGAAAAACUACGUUGAUCAAGAUGUUGGCUGGGAUACUGCAUCCUGAUGGAGGAGGCGAAGUGCCCAGGCUUUGCGUCAGCUACAAGCCCCAGAAGAUCAGCCCCAAACACCAGGGUACUGUCAGACAACUCCUUCACGAGCGCAUUCGUGACGCCUACGUCCAUCCUCAGUUUGUGACUGACGUCAUCAGACCCCUGCAGAUUGAACGUCUGUACGAUCAAGCAGUUUUGAAUUUAUCUGGCGGAGAGCUCCAGCGUGUGGCCUUGACAUUGUGUUUGGGAAAACCAGCAGACAUUUAUCUCGUAGAUGAACCAUCAGCCUAUUUAGAUUCCGAACAGAGGCUGCAUGCUGCCAAGGUCAUCAAAAGGUUCAUUCUACACGCUAAGAAGACAGCUUUUGUUGUGGAACAUGACUUCAUCAUGGCUACCUACUUGGCUGAUCGGGUACUAGUGCUGGAAGGAACACCUGGGGUUAAGGCCAAGGCCAACACACCACAAUCUUUAGCCAGUGGAAUCAACACAUUCUUGCAACAUCUGGACAUCACAUUCCGUCGGGAUAGACAGAACUACAGGCCAAGAAUUAACAAACACAACUCAGCACAGGAUGUUGAACAGAAAAGGAAUGGUCAGUAUUUCUUCCUCGAGGACUGAGAGAAAAUCAGAGCUUUGAAAAUCAUUCAACAGCAAACAUUUCUGAAACAGGAGUUGCCUUCCAGGAGUUACUUCCCUUUACCAGAGCUGUCAAAUCCUGGAACAUUGUGCUAAAAGUGGCGCUUCGCUUGACUAGAAAAUUAACACUGGAAAGUCUUUCUCUGUCCUAAAGUUUUUUUUACUUUGUUUCUGUUUAGGAAACUGAAAAUUUUUUGACCAGCUAUAUGUCGACUUAUCAAUUUAAUAAUCGCAUAAUAUUCCGGCAAACUUUCAAACAACUGUAGGAUUACCAUUCAGCUCAACAACCGAUUAUGUCUACGAUACUAGCUUGUUUACAUUUAUUAUUGAUGUAACUAGAAUGAAAAUGUAGACAUCCCCCCCCGGCCUAAAUAAUGUAAAAUGUUAUAGCGUUUAAUCCAAGAUUUAAUGAAUUUGGAUAUAGAACAUUGAAUAAGAGUUAGUCUUAUUUUAACUUGCUAUGGUUGAACAUGACCCAAAUAUUCACGUACCCUACAACUGAUAACAAUAAACAAAAUAGAACUGGUUUACUUUAGUGUAAUUUCUAUUCAUCAUGCUAUUGCAGCGUACGUCAUAGAGAGAGUCGAGAGUAGAUCAACGUGACCUAAGGCAGUCUACACUUUAUUCAUUUUGUUUAUAUCAUUGUCGACUGUUGAUACUGUAAGAACCUUUAGUCCAUGAUUCAUAAACCUGUUCUUCUUGCUCGAGCUAGUCUUUUAGACCGCCGCCAUUGUUAUUGCGACAGCCUAAUAGUAUAUCAGACUGCUGACUUAAGACUUUUAUCUAUCUAUCUAACUAUCUAUCUAUCUAUCUAUCUAUCUAUCUAUCUAUCUAUCUAUCUAUCUAUCUAUCUAUCUAUCUAUCUGUCUGUCUGUCUGUCUAUCUAUCUAUCUAUCUAUCUAUCUAUCUAUCUAUCUAUCUGUCUGUCUGUCUGUCUGUCUGUCUGUCUGUCUGUCUGUCUAUCUAUCUACCUAUCUAUCUAUCUACAUCUAUCUAUCUAUCGAUCGAUCUAUCUGUCUGUCUGUCUGUCUGUCUGUCUGUCUAUCUAUCUAUCUAUCUAUCUAUCUAUCUAUCUAUCUAUCUAUCUAUCUACCUAUCUAUCUAUCUACAUCUAUCUAUCGAUCGAUCGAUCGAUCUAUCUAUCUAUCUAUCUAUCUAUCUAUCUAUCUAUCUAUCUAUCUAUCUAUCAAUCUAUCUAUCUAAUCUAUCUAUCUAUCUAUCUAUCUAUCUAUCUAUCUAUCUAUCUAUCUAUCUAUCAAUCUAUCUAUCUAAUCUAUCUAUCUAUCUAUCUAUCUAUCUAUCUAUCUAUCUAUCUAUCUGUCUGUCUGUCUGUCUGUCUGUCUGUCUGUCUGUCUGUCUAUCUAUCUACCUAUCUAUCUAUCUACAUCUAUCUAUCUAUCGAUCGAUCUAUCUAUCUAUCUAUCGGGAAGUGUGGUCGAGAGGCUAAGUGCGCUUGAACUUGGCUUGGCUACCUAGAAGGGGGCUAGAGGUUCGACACUCGACUCGGGCAGAGUUGUGUUAACUGAGCGCCUAAAGGCAGCACGGAAAACCAACUCCUAGAUACACCCUCCCCCCCCACUGGUCCACAAACGAGAUUGGGACCAAAUGUUCUGACUUCUGAGCAUGCUAUAAGCAUGAAAGUAGCGCUAUAUAAAAGCUAUAAUAAUAUCUAUCUAUCUAAACUUUCUAUCUAUUUAGUAAUAAAAAAUAGUGAUUUUAAAACAUUAUUAAGUAAUGACAUUAUGUCAAGGUGACAGAUUUGACAUUAACAAACAACGAAUGUCAAGUUGGUGCAGAAAAAAAAUGCUUCGCCUCUCUAAAGAAGAACAUUGCAAAGCCCACAGCUUUCAUUUGCUGUUUUGUUUAGUGUAGAGAGUUCAUUAGCACCCUGGUCUAUUGAGCAACAUCCCAGAACUUGUAUGUAGGACAUUUGAUAUGGCUGCCUGCUGUACCAUACGGUGAUUUGUGAAAUUUAAAGCCAAUGAUAUUAGGCCCUAUAUGGACUGACAUUUAACUCUUUAAGUGCGAAUUGUAUUUAUUAUAUUUCUCUUACCGAACACAAAUCUUCAAGGUGGUUAGAAUUACUAAUAAUGAUGUAACUUUUUAUUGUAUUAUAUAAUUUUACAUAUUUGAUUUUAUUGUAAAAGAAAAUAUGUCUUCGCUAGCUCUGGCGAAGUUACUCCCUGAGAGUAACCUCGCACUGAAAGAGUUUAAGCCUCGUUUAGAAAGGGAAAUAAAUGUCCUCAUUCACGAUGCUAAACAUUUAGUAGACUCAGAGGGGUUAUUACCCUUUGCAAAAAUAAACUUUCUCUAUAAGCUCAGACUUUGU